GUUAGCUUUGUCCUGCCGCCAAGCUUAUCCCCUGCUCUAUUUGCACGCAGAAGCUACAUUUCCCUGUUGCCUUAUCGAAAAACGCUCAAGCCUUUUCAAGGAUGAGUUUAUCGAUACAAUAGUGUAAUCGGUAUAUUUUAAUUAUUCGUGUGGUUUAGUGUUUUCAAUAAUCGAUAUACUUUCCAAAAUUUACUCGCAAAUGGUGCUUUACCAAAGUCGCCAUUUUGGUAAUACGUUGGGUUCAGACGUGCGGCUGCAUCUAUGAUCUUUUUAUUUUUUCCCUAUUCCCGGUCGGUUUUUAAGAACAUUUUCCUCAUUACGACUAUCCAGUGAUAUCAGUGAUGACCCAGCAAAAUAAAACAAUGAAUUUCCUAAUACAUGACGUUAAUGGACAUCCGCAAGUUAUUAAGGUAGUACAGAGUACACCUAAUAAAACAUUAAGUGGUAUAGUGGGAACAUCUAAUACAAGUGGUAUCAAGAUAUUCAAAGCCCCAGGCCAAGAGUCUCAGGUUUUAAGAACCAUUAGUUUACCUAGCCCUUCUACUCCUGGUCCACGAGUUAUGACAAUACCCAUACAAAAUGCUAAAGUUUCGACUGUCAAAACAGGAGAAUCAGCAGUCACGAAGACAAUUCAAUUAACAUCAGCUCAAAUGAGUGAUAUUAAACAAGCUAUCGUAUCUCAACAGCAAGCAAGUGGUCAACAGAUAUUGAAAGAUGCUUCAGGAAAAACAUUUGUUACUCCCAUACUUGAUCACAGUGGUAACCGGAAACGUUAUGACGCCGAUGGCAAUGAUUAUGUUCCACAUAGCAAACGGAGAAAAGCUGAAAAAGUUGGAAAGGGAUUGAGACACUUUUCUAUGAAAGUUUGUGAAAAAGUCAAGAAGAAGGGUACAACUUCUUACAAUGAAGUUGCUGAUGAACUCGUCGGUGAAUUUACAAAUCCGUCACACAUGAAUUCUUUAAAUCAACAGUACGAUCAGAAAAAUAUCAGACGGCGAGUUUAUGAUGCUUUAAAUGUCUUGAUGGCAAUGAAUAUAAUCUCCAAAGAGAAAAAAGAAAUACGAUGGUUGGGCUUGCCAACGAAUUCACUUCAAGAAUGUGCGUCGCUGGAGAAAGAUAAAAAAAAGAAAGUCGAAAGAAUUAAAGCAAAAACUCAGCAACUUCAUCAGCUAAUUCUUCAACAUAUUUCGUUCAAAAAUUUGGUAGAACGAAAUAGUGUUACUGAAAGUCUUCAUGGGCCGCCGAAACCUAAUUCGGCAAUACAAUUACCGUUCAUAAUAUUGAACACAAGCAAAAAAACUAUCGUAGACUGCAGCAUCACGAACGACAAAUCUGAGUACCUGUUCAACUUUAACGAUAAGUUUGAGAUACAUGAUGACAUUGAGGUAUUAAAGCGUAUGGGCUUAGCCUUUGGUUUAGAAAAUGGAACGUGUGGAGAAGAAAACUUACGGAUAGCCAAAUCGAUGGUACCCAAGUCAUUGGAAAAAUACGUCGAACAGUUAGCAUCAGGAGACUUAGAGAAAUUCAUUCCUGUAACAAUUCCUGGACCAAGUACAACUAUUGAAGGAAUGGAAAUAAAAACAGAGGAAUCGAGUUCACGACCACCUUCGUCUUUACACACUUCAUUAUCAGAAGAAGCACUAUCUCCACCCUCACAAUAUUGCUCGGAUGAUGAUGAGGAUGAAGAUGAAAGUGAUCAAGAUGAACCAGCUGACAGUGAUGUGGAUGUUAACUAGCAUCUCGGUUUCGUAACUUGGGAUUCAAUUUAAAAGCCUUUGCUUUUUUGCGAAAUCAAUUGUACCUAAUAAUUCAAUCACAUGCCAUUAAUGAGAGUCAGUUGAUCGGAUUUAACGAUCAACUUAUAUCCCAGGUUAACUAUCUAUUCUUUAUGCUAAACUUGAAUCCAGAAUUAUCAGUUGGAUCCUGAUAAUUUAUUGGAUCCAUUAUUAAUAAUGCAGUGAAAUAAUACUGUAUUAGAUAUUUAUGCAGAAAGUGGCUUGAUUUCUUUUAUAAUUAGACACAUAACGUAAGAUAUUUUUGAAAGAACUUUAUUAUUGAGGAGUUGAAAAAAAACAAAUUAGAAAAGAUAAUGGUCACUUGAAAUUAUUUUAGAAAUAAAUGAUUUUGUAACUCAUUUAUUUUACUCCUUGAUUGUUUUAAAUGAAUAAUUGUUUGAUAGUUAAAGAGCAGAAGUAUUGGAUAUGAUGAAGAAGAAAAAGAUGAAAAAUAAUAAAGUGUGCAGGGUGAUUGAAACUCGGUGCUAUUUUAAUCGCGCGUUGUCUCACACAGGUUUAUACGUCUAGCAUAUAUGUAUUAUAAAUUAUAAUCUGAACAAUAUUAUCUCGACUACAUGUAUAAAAUGUAACAAUUACUCAUUUUCAUAUGGCACAUUUAUAAUAACAAUAAUUACUGUGGUAAAUAAUGAUUCCAUAUAAUGAGAAUAUUUAUUUCUCAAAAAUUAAUCUAUUAAAAGUAUGGAAUAAAUUGUAAUAAUAUGAAUAUUAUUCAUAUAAUUUCAGGUCAAAAUUGUAGACUUAUCUUAAUUAAAAUAAUUUUUUUCGUACACUUUGAAUAG
Messenger RNA from Chelonus insularis, 2575 nucleotides. It is a transcript of the gene Dp, whose product is annotated as transcription factor Dp. Gene Ontology annotation, biological process: regulation of transcription by RNA polymerase II; regulation of cell cycle. Bases 342 to 1736 code for a protein of 464 amino acids. Lineage: Eukaryota; Metazoa; Arthropoda; Insecta; Hymenoptera; Braconidae. The transcript has 8 exons. Gene Ontology annotation, cellular component: transcription regulator complex; nucleus. Gene Ontology annotation, molecular function: DNA-binding transcription factor activity, RNA polymerase II-specific; RNA polymerase II transcription regulatory region sequence-specific DNA binding. The record is from RefSeq and is a predicted model, not a curated record.